UUUUUUCAAACCCAAAUGCGUCAUGGCUCCCCAGUUUUUAUUCGAUUUCCAACUUAUCCUUCUGUUACUACUGAUUGGCCGACAAAAUAUGGGAUAUAAAAUGCCAAACGUGAACAUAGAAAUGUUAAAUGAACAGGGGCUGAAGAUCUCAAUACCUGAUGAGGCAGGAAUGCAACGUGUCUUUGUAAUGCUGCAAGUGGAUGGCAGCUGUCCAGCUUUAAUGGAUUACUUAACUCAAGCCAAUAAUGGCAGUUGGACCAGUGUACAACGCAUUUGGCUGCAAAACGAUGAUAAGUUGCAAGUCUCGCUGUUGGUGCAGUACAAUAAUAAUAUCUACGAGAAGAGUGAGACACGUGUGAUACUCAACACACGUUUUCUGAUCACCCAAGAAAGAAAUACCGUCAAUAUCUGGCGAUCCAAAGCUCUAGAGACCCUCAGCAACAGCAACGAAAAAAAAUGCCAGCUACACCUACCAGCAGACCAAAAACUGUUUAAAUAUUGCAAGCCAACUAAUAGUAUUACGAGUAGAAGUAGUAGUAGUCAAGUUAUAUGUCAGGGUGAGCUUCUUUUUGAAGAUGACUUUAGUGAAGGACAGCUGAAUAGCAGCGUUUGGAUGUAUGACAUUCGUCAGCGUAUGUAUUAUGUGGAAGAAGAGUUGGUAGCAUUUGAUGAUUCGCCGCGAAUUUCGUACUUGCGUGAGGGACACCUACACAUUGUGCCGAUGGUGGCCAACGAGGUGACAGAGGGAGUUUACAAGCUAGGUGAUCGCUGUACGGCUGUUGAUAACCGUCAGUUGGAGUGCAGUAUUUCCAAAGGUAGUUUCUUUAAGAUUAAACCACCUGUAUAUUCAGCUCAAUUGCACACACGGAAGAGCUUCAGCUUUAAAUACGGAAAAAUUGUGGUGCGUGCUAAGCUUCCAAAGGGCGAUUGGCUCUUUCCAUAUAUGAUGUUACAGCCAGUUUCAACUUAUGCAGAAACCCACUUUACCAACCAGCUUCGUAAGUAA
This is a messenger RNA of Drosophila navojoa, 1006 nucleotides long. It is a transcript of the gene GNBP2, whose product is annotated as Gram-negative bacteria binding protein 2. Gene Ontology annotation, biological process: carbohydrate metabolic process. Gene Ontology annotation, molecular function: carbohydrate binding; hydrolase activity, hydrolyzing O-glycosyl compounds. NCBI's taxonomy places the organism in Eukaryota, Metazoa, Arthropoda, Insecta, Diptera, Drosophilidae. The record is from RefSeq and is a predicted model, not a curated record.